Nannizzia gypsea CBS 118893 is the source of this 249-nucleotide messenger RNA. RefSeq lists its product as hypothetical. The transcript is spliced from 3 exons. Gene Ontology annotation, cellular component: nucleus; cytosol. Gene Ontology annotation, molecular function: transcription corepressor activity. Gene Ontology annotation, biological process: cellular heat acclimation. The coding region runs from base 1 to 249 and encodes 82 amino acids. NCBI's taxonomy places the organism in Eukaryota, Fungi, Ascomycota, Eurotiomycetes, Onygenales, Arthrodermataceae. The record is from RefSeq and is a predicted model, not a curated record.
AUGAGUGCUUCAAACAGAAACUCAUACGUCGCAUCCCCCAACGGCGACCAGCAGUCUUCACAAGGAGCGACGGACGAGAGCGGUGCCCAACAACUCGUGACUGCCGUUGACGAGCUGUUAGAUCAGCUACAAAAUCGCUUUGAGAAUGUCUCUACGGAGAUACUAGGGAAAUUGGAUGAUAUGUCACGGCGGAUUGACGAGCUUGAGAAUUCGAUUGCUUCCGCUCGAGAUUCUACCCAGUCGGCUUGA